AUGGUCAACUUCUUUGACCUCCCGAUGGAGAUACGUGAAAAGAUUUAUCGAUAUUCCAUCAUCGAACCGAAAACCCAAGAUAUGAGUGCGCAGUUAUUGAAUCGAUCGAAAAUCACCCCUUAUACAUUUCCGCACAUUGGACUCAUCGAUUCGAGAAAUGGCGUCAUCGACGACGAUAGAAUGCCGGGAAGGGAGUUUAUUCUUGUCAGUAGGAGGGUUCAUGAGGAGGUCAAGCUGGCUCUAGCUCAAGAACUUACAUUUUAUUGGGAUAGGCCUAAGCGAUUCCUCCAUGAUUGUAAUUCUUGGGGUGAUUACUUGCGCAAUAACGUCCGAAUGGUAGAAUUCGCAGUGACGCCUUUGAUUACAAAUUGUGAAUAUGCCGAGCACGUACACCCUCGAUGUAAAGCGGGAAUACAUGAACGGGCCACGUGCAAGACUGGUUUAUGGGAGACCGGGUUGUGGUACCAGGCAUUCGGGAUUCUCAACUCAUUUGAAAGUAUAAGGCUCUUCGAGUUGAUUCCUUGGAAGGAAUCAUGGAGUUUCAUUGGGGGUUUGAAUAUGUCGCGAGCUCUUACAUGUCUUAGCGAUGUGGUUGAGACUGAAGAUGGUGGCGCAAAGCAGAAGUGUUAUUGGGGUAUAGUACGUGAAGCGAGGUGGGAUAGGCCCGUGCCAGGCCCAAGCGAUCCGAUCUACUGGGAGCCGCUAGACGAUUUGAACGUUCUCAAUCAUCAAAGAUUUGAACAAUUCUUGGACAUGCUCAGAAUAGUCAGGGCGAAUCGUUUUCUGGAGAGAGAAGACAGACGAAUCCUAACAUUUGUCACUGUCCGCGUGAAUUGGCUUAGCAACAGCUUUGGGAGGAACAAAUUUUACUGGAUGACCCGGAACGAUACUUCGCAGGUGAUUAACAAAAUAUAUCAGGCAUUCGGUGUAAGAGCCGUGAGCGACAACGUGGCUUUUUGUGGUUCUCUCAGCAAUCGUACAAUUCUGAGGCUGAUGAUGGCAAAUAACGUUAAAAACUGCGAGCGCAUCAUAAGAGAGAAAAUUCAGACUGUGGAAGAGCCUUAUCCUCCUGAUGACAUGUUCUCGGAAAUGCGGAAUGACGAAAAGUUUCAGCGGCAUGGCAUGUACUCCUCCAACUUAUUGUUAGCUCGUAUUGGAUCGAGUGUGCCAGCCUCGGUUUAUUAUUACAAAAUAUCCAAACGAUCUAUUGAUCGCAAUGCCGCCAACUCGUAUGGAAAGCUACGACAAUACAAUCGAAGAAUGGUUCGCGCAGGGAGAUUACAACAUUCCCAACGGCUUGCUUCCGCCCAAGAAGAUGAAGCUGUUGACAUUCAACAACCAGGAGCUCCAGUUCGUAGACGAAGGCUGUGCCGGGGCCUAAGACCACAAACUGGAGAAGAAGAAGCUGCAGCAGUACGAGAAGUCAAAGCCCAUGGACCAUGUCAAAAAUUACGACGGGAGUAUAAAAAACCGAUGCACUCUUGGAGACUUCGGCAGGCCAACCAAACCGGUCCCGACCAACAAAAUGAAAGUGACAGUUUUCAGGAGUCAGAGGCUCCAAUUCGUAGGCGAAGAUUGUGUCGUGGUGUCAAGCCACAGAUUUUAGAGGCCAGUUUCGGAUUGCAGGAGAUGGAGUAUUAG
Molecule: messenger RNA, 1641 nt
Organism: Sclerotinia trifoliorum
Lineage: Eukaryota; Fungi; Ascomycota; Leotiomycetes; Helotiales; Sclerotiniaceae
Source: the annotation of a GenBank genome assembly